This is a messenger RNA of Eurypyga helias (sunbittern), 1465 nucleotides long. RefSeq names its product brain-derived neurotrophic factor (gene BDNF). The record is from RefSeq and is a predicted model, not a curated record. Gene Ontology annotation, biological process: positive regulation of peptidyl-serine phosphorylation; cell surface receptor protein tyrosine kinase signaling pathway; nerve development. The coding region runs from base 27 to 767 and encodes 246 amino acids. Lineage: Eukaryota; Metazoa; Chordata; Aves; Eurypygiformes; Eurypygidae. The transcript has a single exon. Gene Ontology annotation, molecular function: growth factor activity; nerve growth factor receptor binding.
AACAGUUCCACCAAGUGAGAAGAGUGAUGACCAUCCUUUUCCUUACUAUGGUUAUCUCAUACUUCAGUUGCAUGAAAGCUGCCCCAAUGAAAGAAGCUAGUGUAAGAGGACAAGGCAGCGUGGCUUACCCAGGUCUUCGGACCCACGGGACUCUGGAGGGCGUAAAUGGGCUCAAUGCUGGUUCAAGAGGACUGACAUCGCUGGCAGACACUUUUGAACAUGUCAUAGAGGAGCUGCUAGAUGAGGACCAGGACAUCCAGCCCAGCGAGGAAAACAAGGAUGCAGACUUGUACACAUCCCGAGUCAUGCUAAGCAGUCAAGUGCCUUUGGAACCUCCACUGCUCUUUCUGCUCGAGGAGUACAAAAACUACUUGGAUGCUGCAAACAUGUCCAUGAGGGUCCGGCGCCACUCUGACCCAGCUCGCCGCGGGGAACUGAGCGUGUGUGACAGCACCAGCGAGUGGGUGACGGCGGCGGAGAAAAAGACUGCAGUGGACAUGUCCGGGGCGACUGUCACGGUCCUGGAAAAGGUCCCAGUACCCAAAGGCCAACUGAAGCAAUACUUCUACGAGACCAAAUGCAACCCCAAGGGGUACACAAAGGAGGGCUGCAGGGGCAUAGACAAGAGGCACUGGAACUCCCAGUGCCGAACUACCCAGUCUUACGUGAGAGCUCUCACCAUGGAUAACAAAAAGAGAGUUGGCUGGCGCUUUAUAAGGAUAGACACUUCCUGUGUAUGUACAUUAACCAUUAAAAGGGGAAGAUAGUGGAUUCGUGUUGUAUAGAUUAUAUUGAGACAAAAUUAUCUAUUUGUAUAUAUACAUAACAGGGUAAAUUAUUCAGUAAAAAAUAAUUUUAUGGACUGCAUGUAUAACUGAAGUUUAUACAGUACAGUGGUUCCACAAUCUAUUUAUUGAACAUAUCCAUGACCUGAAGGGGAACAAAAGUCAUUUGCGCACAAGUUUAAAAAAAACACACACACACACAAAAAAAGAGAAAAACAAGCAAACAAAAAAGUCUGCAUUACAUUCCUCGAUAACAUUGUGGUUUGUCGCCGUUGCCAAGAAUUGAAAAUAUAAAAAUUAAAAAAAAAAAAGAAUAAAAUUGCAUGCUGCUUCAAUUGUGAAUUGAUGAUAAACUGUCCUCUUUCAGAAAAAUAAAUUGAACCAAAACAUUCCGUUUACAUUUUAGACAGUAAGUAUCUUUAUUCCUGUUAGUAUUAUAUCUGUUUACUGCUUUUAACUUCUGAUAGCGUUGGAAUUAAAACAAUGUCAAGGUGCUGUUGUCAUAGUUUUACUGUUUCUCUUUUACUUUUGAUCUCCCAUCAGAUUGAAAAAGAAAAAAAAAUCAUUACCUUAUUCUGGAUUAAAAACAAAUUUGGUUUUUUUGUAUGUUGUGAAGGUGUUUGCAAUAGCAAUCCAACUACUGACAAAACGUAAUAAAAAAAAAAAAAAGAGGCAACUUA